AUAAUUUUGAAAUCUCACAAUAGUCUUACUUUGACCAGUUUUGUCAACAUGCCACGGACAUAAAUACGCGAUCAACUUGGGCGGGGGGAGGCAAUUAAUUAACUAAUUACGGAGUAACGAGGAAGAUGAUAGGAUUGAUGCUUCUUCUUCUCUCAACUCUGGCAGUCAAUGCCGGAAGCUCCUCCCAGCCUCCGCCGCCACCUCCGGCGGGUCUGCCGCCGUGUUAUACCCUGCCGCCGACUUUCUGUCCCUCAUGUGGAGCCGGGAUGGUCACAGAGCUUGGUGGCCUCAGAGCCUAUGUCACCGGUCCUUCCGAUUCCAAGAAAGCGAUUCUUAUGAUCUCUGAUAUCUAUGGCGAUGAACCCCCCGUUUUCAGAAGUGUUGCAGACAAAAUUUCAGGUGCUGGGUUCUUAGUUGUGGCGCCUGAUUUCUUCCACGGUGACGCUGCUAACCCAAGCAACCCUAAAUAUGACAAAGCUACUUGGAAACUAAAUCACCCCGCGGAAAAAGGAUAUGCAGAUGCAAAACUUGUGAUUUCUGCUUUGAAAGAAAUGGGUAUAUCUAUGGUUGGGGUAGCAGGUUUUUGCUGGGGAGGAAAAGUAGCAGUGAAAGUGGCAAAUGACACAAAAGAAGUUCAGGCUGCAGUUCUGUUGCAUCCUAGUGAUGUCACGGCAGACGAGAUGAAAGCGGUUGAAGUGCCAAUAGCAAUUUUGGGAGCUGAACGCGACAAUGGUUUGCCACAAGACCAGAUGAAUCUUUUUGAUCAGAUCUUGUCAUCUAAUAAGAUUGAACACCGUGUGAAAACGUACCCGGGUGUUUGUCACGGAUGGACCAUUAGGUACUUCCACAACGACCCUUUUGCUGUCAAUAGCGCGGCAGAAGCGCAUGCAGACAUGAUCAACUGGUUUGAAAAACAUGUCGCCCUCAAGUCCAUGGAAGACGAAACUUCAGAAGGCCCAACUUGUUAAAUCUAAUUACAGAGUAGUAUUACUCAAUUAUACAGGAGUGGUACCUAAUACUAUGAGUUACUCAUCAGCAUCAGUGUUGGUUGUGUUUUAACUCUGAAGAAGAGGAUUAAUUAAUUGCUGUACUCUUGUACCACAAUUAUUCAUCAGAAUCAUUCGUUGUUUAUGUUUUAUUCUG
This is a messenger RNA of Cuscuta campestris, 1143 nucleotides long. The record is from the annotation of a GenBank genome assembly. NCBI's taxonomy places the organism in Eukaryota, Viridiplantae, Streptophyta, Magnoliopsida, Solanales, Convolvulaceae.